Molecule: messenger RNA, 1320 nt
Organism: Caenorhabditis briggsae
Lineage: Eukaryota; Metazoa; Nematoda; Chromadorea; Rhabditida; Rhabditidae
Gene: Cbr-trf-1
Product: Protein CBR-TRF-1
Exons: 10
Coding region: 1-1320 (439 amino acids)
Biological process (GO): protein K63-linked ubiquitination; tumor necrosis factor-mediated signaling pathway; positive regulation of JNK cascade
Cellular component (GO): plasma membrane signaling receptor complex
Molecular function (GO): zinc ion binding; protein binding
Source: RefSeq, a predicted model, not a curated record
AUGGCUGUAAAUCAGUCGAUAAUGUUCAAAGGCGGUCUACCGGCGGACUGCACGUGUCCGAUUUGUGAGCAAGCGUUGAGAGAGCCGAUGCUGCUCAAUUGUGAGCAUCACUAUUGCAAACAGUGCUUUGAGAAGGAGGAUAGAGCACCGGAAUGCGCGCUCUGUCAGACCAUCAUCCAAUCGGAGCUGUGCAAACACGAUCGUGCCAAACAUAAGCAGAUCCUCUCCCUUCCAGUGGUUUGCACUUUCGAAUCAUCCGGAUGUCAAUGGUCGGGACAAUUGGGCACUCUUCAUGAUCAUCUCACAGAGUGCACAUUCAAAUCCUCACUAAAAUGUGAGAAAUGUGGAAGACAAUUCGCCAAGGCGGAUUUGGAUCGUCAUCGCGAGAAAUGUGAACUGAAUCGAGCGAUGUGUUCCUACUGUAACAAGACAAUCAGGGAUUCUGACUUGGAGAGACAUUUGAAAACAUGUCCAGAGGUUAUUAUCAGUUGUCCGUUUCAAUGUGGAUUGUCGGAUAGGCCAAGACAUGAGGUACUAUCGAAGCUCACCGUCCCCAAUGCCCCAAUGUCGACAAUGUUUGCCCAUUUGUCCCCUAUGGAUGCACAUUUGCAGGGAACCUACGAACUGAUGGAACGCGACAUGGUCUCUUUCAACGAUCGCCAGUCUCGUAUUCUAUCGGCUGCAGACACUUGCACUGAAAUGUUCGGUCCUCAAUUGAUCUGGAAAAUCGAUAAGCUUCAGCAACGGACCAACGAGGCGAAGUCUGGAGCAGACACAACAAUCUUCUCGAAUCCAUUCAUGUCGCAUAGAUUUGGGUAUAAGAUGAUGGCGUGUGCAUGUCUUUUUGGAGAUGGAACAAGCGCCGGAAAGUCGAUUUCCCUCUAUGUCCUUCUUUUGAAGGGGGAAUUCGACCCGACUUUGGAGUGGCCAUUCAAUCGAACCAUCAAAAUAUCGCUUCUAGAUCAGAAUCCCCGUCCCGAGGAUCGUGUCAACAUCACCUACGUCAUUGAUCCGCGCAAGUUGAAAGCCAACGAAAAGUUCUUGGCUCGGCCACGUGGCGAGCGAAACGCCGCGUUUGGAUCGCAAUCGUUCUGCUCGUUGGCGAUUUUGCAGAAUUAUGUGAAGGACGAUACAAUCUACGUUCGAAUCGAUGUGGAUCGUUGCGAGACCCUUCCAGUGUCUCUGAAGACUCGAAAUGAGAAGGAAAGGAAGCAAAUGAUGGAUUCGAUUCGUCUGAAGACUCCAGAUGUCCGUGCAAUUCAUCAAGUCCGUCCGGUCACCGGACAGUCUCAGGCGGUCUCUGGAGAUCUUAGAGUCUAG